This is a messenger RNA of Leptosomus discolor (cuckoo roller), 3643 nucleotides long. RefSeq names its product KIAA0408 ortholog. NCBI's taxonomy places the organism in Eukaryota, Metazoa, Chordata, Aves, Leptosomiformes, Leptosomidae. The record is from RefSeq and is a predicted model, not a curated record.
UAUAGUUAGCAAAUCUUGUUAUUGCUCAUGGUAUUACCCAAUGUUUUAGUAAGUCUCUUGCUGUGUUAAUUUACUUUGUGAUGUCCUGCUAGUUUACAGUCAAAGUAGUUGCCAGGUGAAGCUGAAAACUAUUAUUUCUUAUUCCUAUGCUGACUAAUUAGUCUUUUGUUUCCUUGUAUCAGAAAGUCACAGACGCAGUGAGUUUAAAGCUAAUCAAUUACUAUACAUGUAUUGCAUGAAAUCAAACUGAAACGGCAUUUAGCAUGCUCACUUUCUGAUGUAGCAAUAGCUCUGAGCUUGUAGAGCUCCCAUUAGCUUAAAGGCAGAGCACUGCAUGGGCUUAUACAAAUUUAAAGCAAAUUAAUUAGCAUUUUCUCUAAACAAAUACCAGCAAUAGUUAAAUUGGACAUUUCAGGGCUUGACCAUGCAGAACUCCUACUGAAGUCAAUGGGAAAUGGGCACUUGGUCCCUCCACAAGCGUGGUCUGAUUCACUGUUUUGUGGAAACUUUGGACUUGCUAUUCCAUUAAUUGACUUUCUCUUUGUCUUUGUAUUUACUUUCCCAGAUGUUCCAGCCUAUCAUUUUGCUUAUUCUCAUCCUUGUAUUAUUUUCAUCCCUUUCAUACACAACAAUAUUUAAACUUGUCUUCCUUUUUACAUUGUUUUUUGUACUGUAAACCAUUCAUCAUUUACUGUUCAUUGUAGUAUUAUUUUCAGUUUGUUUAUUUUGUCCACCCUCCAAGAUAAGAAGUGCAAGAGACAUAGUUUCUGUAAUAGCCACUGCUGUAAAAACACUGAAGACUACUUGUUUGCCAAAAACAAAACGAAACCAAAAAAACUGCAUAAAAACAUACCAAAAAGUCACCCAGUUGAAUAGGAAUCUGCUCACCACAGUGUUCCAGAUCAAGAUUCGCAGAACUGGAUCCCAGCUAGCUGUGCAUUUCAUUGCUUUCACUGCUGUUUAGAAAUGGACUGAAAAACUUCUAAAGGAUUUCUCAUUCCAUGAAAGGAAACAUUCAGGGAAGAAAGAAAAAAAGCAGAGCUAUCUUCUUGCUGUUACACAGACUGUAACCAUGGACCUGAGUAAACAACUGGAGAAUACUGAAAGGAACUGGAAUAAAGAGAAGAUGGAAUUGCUGGAGAGAUUUGACAAUGAAAGGAAAGAAUGGGAAUGUCAAUGGAAGGUCAUGCAGAAGAAAAUAGAAGAGCUUUACCAGGAGGUAAAACUUAGAAGGGAGAGCAAUAUGAAUGUCCAUGAUAAUAAGGCCAUUCAGAGCAAGAUGCUGCAGCUGUCCGUGCAUUCCCCUACUUCAGAAGAGAGUGACACAGUGGAGCUGAACUAUCAACAAAAUGUGGCAAAUGACAGGAUGGAAAAAGGAAGUUUGCUCAGUAAAACAGGACAUGAAUGUAAAGAAACCAGAGCCAAGAGCAGAAACAAUACUCUGUUAAUGGACAAUCUGGCCUUUGAGAACCGUGAGGAACAUGAAGACAGCCUCAGCAUCAAAACUUCCAAGAAAAAUGCCAAGAAUUAUAUUGGCGAUCUCAAUGUAGCUCUUAAAGAACUUGCCAGAGUCAGUGAAGAAUUAUGCAGCUAUCAAGAGGAAAUUCGAAAGAAGUCCAACCACAGAAGAAUGAAGUCACUUCCUUUCCUGGGGGAAUUUGAGGAAACCCAAAACACAGUUAUUCUGCCGGAGAUGAACCAUGUGUCCAGCAAUGAAUCACAGACUUCAGUUACUUUUGAAACAGAGGAACAUAAUAAUAGGAAGAAUCUGGUGAGCUCCACCAUGGCUGUGAAGGACACGUCUUACGGUGGUCUUAUUGGUGACAGAGGGACAGACUUCAGACCUUGGCAAAAGAAAGAAGCUCCACCAGUUCCUCCACGGAGCACUUCUCGGCACCUAACAAACUCACUUUCUGCAGUUGUACAGCUUUCUGAAGCACCAAUAAGAGAUCCAGGCAUCAAAAGCAAUUGCAAGGCUCAGGACUGCAGGAGUGGAAGGAAACCGAUGAAUCCUUCACCUAUAAACCAGAACGAAACUGCAGCAGGCUGUGCAAAUGAAGGGCAGGCUGCAAGAGGUCCUGUGAUGGUAACUGCUGCAACACCUGUAACCAAAAAUGAGUGCAAUGUACCAACAAGUUUCUGCCACAACACAUGGGCAUAUGAUGUGGGCAAACUUGGAAGAGACAAUAAAAGUGAACCUUCCCCACUGUCAGCCCAAAAGAGUUGCUCAGAUGGAAAUAUGGCCCAAAGCAACAACAUGCACCAGAAACAAAAUUCCAAGUCUCACAGCAGCCCUUAUUACAGUAAUGACUUUUAUGCCCCUGCUACGCUGCACAAUGAUCUUUUCGAAGACUCUAGGUAUACUUCGGGAAAGACCCAAAGAAAUGAAACUUUAGCAGCAAAGAUCGAUGAGUUUAACCGGACUGUAUUUCACACAGAUAAACGUAACAAUGCUUUUCAAGAAAACCAGGUGCCUCGAACAUCAUCAGAAGAUCACAAGCCCUGCAGCCCGCUGUGUGAGUCUGCUAUUAGCAGGACAGAAACUGCAAAUACGUCUUGUGUUUCAAAUCCCAAAUUCUCUGCAGCAAAGGAGCAAGAAACUAGCAACCCCGGCAAAGCUGUCAGAACGGCAGGGCAACAAAAGCAAAUAAAUGGGCUUCCAAAUACUGGUGGUUAUAGGCACAUGCUUCACGAGCAUGACUGGAGACCAAGUAAUUUAUCCGGUCGCCCGCGCUCAGCUGACUCAAGGUCGAACUAUGGUGUUGUUGAAAAGCUUUUGAAAAACUAUGAAAAAUCAACAGUGAGUUCUCCGGGUAAUGCAAAGUGCUGCAAAGAUAAGUGGACACGGGCAAAUUCUGAAUUCACCGAUGGGGGUUGUGAGACAUUGAGUCAGUAUUUAGAAAUGCUCCAGAUUGAGCAAGGAAAGCAAGAAUUUCCGAGGAAUUCAGCCAGGCAUAUUGGGCAGCAAUUCAAGCAAGGAAAAGAGAGACAGAAGUUACCAGAGAUAUCUGUGCCAGCUAAAUGUUCAAGUGGGAAGGGUUUCUCGCGGCCUGCUCGGCCAGCAAAUCGACGCUUACCUUCCAGAUGGGCAUCCAGAUCACCGUCAGCACCUCCUGCUGUGAGAAGAACGGCGUACAACUGCUCUGUUUCCUUUCGGUCAGAGACCUCAGUAGUCUGAACCCAGAGCUGGGUUGGAUGGCAUUGUGAAAGCUCUAUGCUUCGUUAUAACUGUGUUCGGUAUGUGUUAUAGCAACCAGUUCUACACUGUUGUAUCUUGUCCAAAAGUGACCCCACCACCUGCCGGACAAAGCAUUUUGAAUCUUAGGUCAUCGUCACCAUGGUCUUCAGUGUUUUUAUUGACAUGAAAUUACUAUACCCUUGGUUUUCUCUUUUUUUUUUGGUAAUAGCUCACAAAGAAUUUCUUUUGAAUGGCAUCUUCCUUAAUUUGCCAAUCAAUUUUGAGUUGAAACAAUGUAUAGUGCUGUAUAUUCUGACUCUUCUGCAAACAGCAGAACGUAAAGCUGUAUGCAUGAUCAUGUGUUCGUAGGUGCAUGUGUUGGACUAGGAAGUAUACAGGUCUGUAUUUAGAAGAGACAAACUGUGCUAGUGUUGACAUUGAAAUUACAACCUAUAUGCCUACAUA